Messenger RNA from Aspergillus melleus, 522 nucleotides. RefSeq lists its product as uncharacterized. Gene Ontology annotation, cellular component: nucleus; cytosol. Lineage: Eukaryota; Fungi; Ascomycota; Eurotiomycetes; Eurotiales; Aspergillaceae. The transcript has 3 exons. Gene Ontology annotation, molecular function: peptide-N4-(N-acetyl-beta-glucosaminyl)asparagine amidase activity. Bases 1 to 522 code for a protein of 173 amino acids. The record is from RefSeq and is a predicted model, not a curated record. Gene Ontology annotation, biological process: glycoprotein catabolic process; protein deglycosylation; protein quality control for misfolded or incompletely synthesized proteins.
AUGUCUGCUCAAGACCUCGAAGCGAACGGUGCCGGAAUUACCACGAUAAUGAACAUUGGAAACGAGCCCGACUUUGCAACUCCCUAUCUAUAUAACUACAUCAACAAACAAGCAAAAAGCGUUGAGAAAUCCCGCAAUCUUGGACACCAGUACUUCAGAGAUGCCACAUACGGGGUUCCCGGAAACAGCGACGCAGGGGCAAUGAACACCUGGCUCGUGUGGCAGAUCCUGGGAAUCUACCCCGUAGUCACACAACCCAUCUAUUUGAUCGCUUCACCUUGGUUCCCGGAUCUGAACAUGACAAUCAACGGGAACCAAAGGCUGCGAAUCACGGCCACGGGACUGGAUCAAGGGUACUACGUGCAGAGUGUCAAGAUCAACGGAGAGACCUGGUCGAAGAAUUGGUUUGAACAUGAUGAUUUGAUGGCGCAGGGUGGAACGAUUGAGUUUGAACUGGGCCCGGAGAUGAAGCAUUGGGAUACGGACAGCGUUCCGCCGUCACCCGGACAUGUUGUGUUGUAG